Messenger RNA from Fibroporia radiculosa, 1365 nucleotides. RefSeq lists its product as uncharacterized. Lineage: Eukaryota; Fungi; Basidiomycota; Agaricomycetes; Polyporales; Fibroporiaceae. Gene Ontology annotation, molecular function: sphingomyelin phosphodiesterase activity. The coding region runs from base 1 to 1365 and encodes 454 amino acids. The transcript has 4 exons. Gene Ontology annotation, cellular component: cytoplasm. The record is from RefSeq and is a predicted model, not a curated record.
AUGUCGGACAGUCGUCUUCGCGUCUUGACUCUCAACUGUUGGGGCUUAAAGUAUGUAUCGAAGCAUAGAGACGAGCGCAUCGCUGCUAUUGCGGGUGUCCUAGCUACCUCCGAUUACGACAUAGUCACUUUGCAAGAAAUCUGGGUCUAUAGAGACUAUGAACACGUUCGCGCAGCAGUCUCCAAGAGACUAGCAUAUUCAAAGUUCUUUUAUAGUGGUGCUCUUGGAGCAGGACUCGCCAUUUUCUCGCGUUUCCCCAUCGUUGGUGCUACCAUAAACCCUUAUUCUUUGAACGGGUCUCCCAUAGAAGUCAUUCAAGGAGACUGGUUCGUCGGAAAGGCGGCUGCAAGUGUUGUCGUUGCCCAUCCUGUUUUGGGACAACUCCAGGUCUUUAAUACUCAUCUCUUCGCACCUGGCGGAGAUUCGGGGCCUAGCCAUCUCCAGGCUCACCGCCUAGUCAAUGCAUGGGAACUCUCCAAACUUGCAAGACAGGCCGCUGAUAUGGGCCGUUAUGUUAUUGCGGCAGGCGACUUCAACGCCAUCCCGUCUUCUCUAGCGAUGACCAUAAUACGGGAUCAUGCUUCUCUCACGGAUGCAUGGGUUGCGUCACACGCCGACCCACCCCCAUCAGCCGGCCUCCCGUCUCCCCUCGAUGCUGUACAUUUGCUUGGUGUGACUGCGGACUCUCCCCUCAACUCGUUCUCGGCCGGCAAGCCUCUGGAGUCAAUUGCGCGCAAGUUUCAUGGAAAGCGUUUAGACUACAUAUUCUUCCGCCAGCCCAGCAGUCCGCCCGCCAGUAACAAGACACCGACACUUCAGUGUACUGAGACCAAAGUCGUCUUCACUGAUCGUGUUGCUGGAAGAGAAUUCUCAUUCUCAGAUCACUUCGGCUUAGAAGCGACGUUCAAUAUUUCCCUUCCCGAGGACAGUGUAGUGGCAGACCCUUCGAUCACGUACAUAUCAGCCCCCGCUGAACCGCGUAGUCCGGGUUUCGUGCUAGCUUCGGUUCCGAAUCCGGCAUCAAAACCACCUCAGCAUCUCUCCCCUGACAGUAUCACUCAGAUUCUCCAAUCGCUUAUGGCCUGCUACCGAUUUUCUCUCUACCGCGCACGUUCACAAUUGACGGUCUUUGCUGUCUGUAUCCUUCUCCUACUCGUCAUUCUCGUUGGUUCUGCCUGGCUUCCUCGCUCGUGGAUUAAUCCUGUCAUCAUUUUAUUAACGAUUUUUUUGGCCUGGCUGGCGACAACCUUCUUAUACGUAGGGUUCGUAUAUGGGCGUUGGGAGGUGAAUGCUCUCACGAACGUUAUCGAGGAAUUAGAGAUCUACCGAGACAGUUUACAAGGGCAGCAGGAGCGGAGACAGUAA